Messenger RNA from Aspergillus terreus NIH2624, 2676 nucleotides. RefSeq lists its product as uncharacterized. NCBI's taxonomy places the organism in Eukaryota, Fungi, Ascomycota, Eurotiomycetes, Eurotiales, Aspergillaceae. The coding region runs from base 1 to 2676 and encodes 891 amino acids. The transcript has 2 exons. Gene Ontology annotation, cellular component: cytoplasm. The record is from RefSeq and is a predicted model, not a curated record.
AUGUCCGCCCAAACGUCCAGAUCGGCUCAGACGCCGAAGACUGCCACGACCCCACCCAGCAACGCUUCAGCUAGACUGGAAAGGUCUCAUCCCGGUGUUCGCCGUUCCACUCCCGAUUCAGAGGCUCUAGCGUCUUCCGACGAUGACGGAGACCACACCCAGUUGCCUCCUGUAUCUACCGCUGCACCGGUACCCAAGCCUGCCCGUCGAACUUCCUGGCUGAACGAAGUUCCCGCCAAUCUCCCUCGCAAGGCGUCCUUGACGACAGCUGGUCCUCUGUCGACUGGGAUCACAAAUCCAACCAGCCCAGCCACCGACCAGUCUGGAUGGCCUACCAACACGAGCCCUGGAUUGACCAACUCGAUGAACUGGCCGCAUGUCGGAGGGAGCUCGUUCCCCUGGGGCACGGGGAUCUGGAAUACUGAGUCCCGGAAGGAACCUCCUCCCAGGCUCUCAGAGAUCGUUCCCUCUCCCACCAUGUCCAACCCCUCGACUGUGAGCAAUCACUUCACUGAUGAGUUGUUGAGUCCCACGACCCGUACCACCUCUGGUGAAUCCGCUAUCCCGUUCUCCAUCCCUCUCCAUCCCACGCCCAAGACAUACCGUUCUCAGUCAUACUCCGUGGGACAGUUAGACCCAGAGUUCUUGCCCGUCAUGGCCAACAAGUCCGGAGCCGCAUACUCGGGCGGUCGUUCCCGCAACGGCGGUCAGUUCUCUGCACUGCAGCAUCGGUCUUCUCGUCCUAGCCUCCUGGGCGAGUUGGGCCACGACCCGGCUACUCUGGGCCGUGUGCGUGAAGAUGACGAUGAUGACGGUGGAAGUCCCCACGGCUCGGACGGUAGCCUCAACAACUACGCUACGAACCAGGCCCGAACCAUCGAACAGCUGUCGCGGGAGAAUGCUCUUCUGCGCCAAGCCGCCGGCCACGUCGAUGGUAGCUUCAGAGACCGCGCAAUGUCCACCACGUCCGCGGCCAGUGGAUAUACAGUUGGUGCCGGUGCCGGCUUGCAUAAUUUGCAUCGCAUCCGUGGCAGUGUGCCAGAGGAAGCAGACCUGGCGGUAGAAGACCUCGAUGAGGUGCGCGAUAUCCCUGGCUACAGUCACAUCCAUAGCAACACUCGGAGACGAUUCUCGGAACAUUCGGCCAAUUUGGAGAAACAGUUCCCUCAUCUUGCGUCAUUGGAUAAUCGUGCCCUGGAGAAUUUCAGGAAGGCUCAUUGGCAAACUUCUCUCGGGUUUGGCGGCAUCUCCGAUAUCCCGCAAAGCCGGCGCCAUUCUUUUGCAGACAUCCCGAUCCGACACCCCUCCGUGUCGGGGGAAUCGCAGGCUGCUGCUGUCGCGGCCGCGGCCGCACGCGCUGGAAUGCCCGACCGAGAGGAAUCCUUUGCGAGCAUUGGCGAAGGACCUCUCACAAGUGCCCAAAGCCAGAAUCGUGAGUAUCAGCGUUUUCAUAUGGCUCCUCAUUCCGAGGAACAUGAACUGGAAACUGAGUAUUUACGAGCUCGUCGGUUUGCAGAAUCCUAUUUUGCGCGCGAUCAAGCUCUUCGUGCUCCCGAGGGCCCGUCUGCCGUCCCAACGUCUCUACACCAGGCUUACGCCAUGCCGAACACCUACGGUCGUCAUCAGCCAGGCCUAGCACAUCCGCAUCAGAACCAGCUCCUGUAUAUUGUGUCAUUCAAGUGCCAUCGGGCGGACGUGUUCUAUAUCCAGGAAGAUACCGGUCUGCAGGUGAAGCCCGGUGACCUCGUCAUUGUCGAAGCGGAUCGCGGUACAGAUCUAGGAACCAUCAAACAUGCCGACAUCACUAUGCAGGAAGCUCGGGAGCUGAAGCAGCACUACGCCGAAGAACAUUACAAGUGGUUGAUGAUGUUUUCCAGACAGGGUCAGAAUGCUGCUGCAAACGUCGUUGGUGCCCCUGGCAGCCUUGGUGGCCGCAGUGCCAUUGGUGGCAUGGGUCCUCACGGCCACGGCGUGCAAGACUCCGCGGCAGAUAUCAAGCCCAAAUUGAUCAAGAGACUGGCCCAGAACCAUGAGAUCCUCACUUUGCGUGACAAAGAAGGAAAUGAGGCAAAGGCCAAGCGUGUUUGUCAGCAAAAGGUUGCAGAACACCGCCUCAACAUGGAAAUCCUCGACGCAGAGUUUCAAAUGGACUGGAAGAAACUCACCUUCUACUAUUUCGCGGAUUCUUACAUCAACUUUAACUCUCUGGUGACCGAUCUCUUCAAGAUUUACAAGACCCGAAUUUGGAUGUCCGCGAUCAACCCCGCGUCGUUUGUUACGCCCCCGAGCGCUGGUCUACAGCACUCCAACACCCUAUACAACCAGGAAUCGCAAGCGGAUCGGUCCCACCAGCAUGAUAAUGCUCCAUAUAGUCACGCCCGAGACACCGCCGAGAGCGGAAGAGAGGCCGUCGGCAACCCUCUUGGCUUAGUGCGCAAUACCUAUCCCGACUCGUUUCAAUCCUUCGGACAGGGUUCUCGCAUGCCAGAAUCAGGCCUCGGCGGACUUGCUUCGGCGGACCCAUUCGCUCCGUAUUCGCCCCACUCCUUUGGAGGGCUGGACUCGAGCUAUGCCGACUAUGCGACAAGCCCUGGCGGAAGCUCAGGUCCCCCGCGCAUGCAUCCUGGCCCUGGCGAUUGGGUGAACCGUUUCCAGGGAUUGUCGCUAGGCUCUUGA